Molecule: messenger RNA, 3088 nt
Organism: Colletotrichum destructivum
Lineage: Eukaryota; Fungi; Ascomycota; Sordariomycetes; Glomerellales; Glomerellaceae
Product: Putative glycoside hydrolase, family 27, glycosyl hydrolase, all-beta, aldolase-type TIM barrel
Exons: 5
Coding region: 1108-2775 (555 amino acids)
Biological process (GO): glycoside catabolic process; oligosaccharide metabolic process
Cellular component (GO): cytoplasm
Molecular function (GO): alpha-galactosidase activity
Source: RefSeq, a predicted model, not a curated record
UUUUCCGUGUUGUACCUGAAGUUUUUUGAGUUGUACUACUUCGCACAAUUUUUUUCAUUUUUAUCCUGUUGUCGCUGGUCUGCAAGAUAGCAGGGGUUUCCCUUGAUUGCAAGGAUGGGAUGUAGAGAUGGGGACGCGUGCAAACUGGCGAACCAACUUCCGUCAACCAACCUCUUUGCCCUUUAGGUAUGAUCAUUUCAUUCGCCGACAUCGAUGGUGUCGCCUGUGGCUCGAGGGAUAUUGCCUACCGUUUGCGCCGGUUCUCUGAUACUUGAGGGAGUGUUGUCAAUAUCCGAACUCGACCGCCAGCAGUGCGAGUGAGCGAGCUUUUGACAGCAUUGCCUCCGCCAGGGUAAAGCGCCAUGAAUCGUAUACGAAUUACAAUCCUUGGUCGGCGUGUCCCUGUUUCUGAUCCGCUUACAGAGCACAUUUCCUAUUUCAUCCAGGUCCUCCUCAUCUUAUUUACAUUACUCCAGUGACGGCUCGCACCAAAUUGUACCUCGACUGCGGGGAAAACAAGCAGGUCCACACUCCUUCGGCCGAUAGGCAAGUUUUUCGGUCGAUCAGUCGCCUUAUUUGGUGGGAAGCAGACCCUCCCCUCCCUCGUCCGUCCGCUGACGUCGUAUCGUGGAUUCCUUAAGCGCCCGCGUGCGACUGGUCACGUAGAGCCUCGAUGGGACCUUGCCUCGACGGGAUCUGGCUCGGCCAGGGGGCGGCCCCCCGCGUUCGUGCCAUGCCUCCCCGGCGGGUUAACAGAGUACCGGCGGGGAACCUGGGCGAGGGGCAAUGACCAGGGCCAGGUGCCGCGACGAUGUGUCAAUGGUGCGCGUACAGUCGUCCCGGUCGUGAUGACGGCACCCUGGGUCUCAUUGAGCAGCGUGAUCCCCGGGGAAGACGGGGCCGUGCGGAGAUUCGCGCGGAGGCCAAGCCUUGAGGUGGUACUGGCGCAUAUGAGAGUUGAAUACGAGCCAGAGCUACUGGGUGAGGGAUUGGGAACUAUAAGAUGAGAAUGGAAUACCUCAAAAGUUGUGAACGAGCGACUGUUGCUGGUUGAGAGGUUGCGCCUUUGAUUCGACCCCUGGACAAAACGAAUUCCUCACCCUCGCCAUGGCCUCCUCCUCCGUCGCCUUCGCUCUCCUGACGGCCCUCGCCGGCCGGGCCUCGGCCAGGACGCACAAGACGCCGACGCCCCAGAUGGGGUGGAACAGCUACAACUACUACAACUGCUACCCGAACGAGACCAUCAUCAAGCAGAACGCGCACGCGCUGGUCGACACGGGGCUCGCCGAGGCCGGGUACACCACGGUCACGACGGACUGCGGGUGGCCGGCCAAGGACCGCGCCGCCGACGGCCAGCUCGUGUGGAACCCGGAGCUGUUCCCGUCCGGGGGCGGCAAAGAGCUCGGCGACUACAUCCACAACCUCGGCCUCAAGUACGGCGUCUACUCCGGCGGCGGCUACUUCCAGUGCGGCUCGACGGACCAGCCCGCCUCCCUGAACCAUGAGCUCACCGACGCCAAGUCCUUCGCCGACUGGGGCGCAGACUCGCUCAAAUACGACAACUGCUAUGCCGUGAAGCCCGAUGUCAUGGUGGACUUUGUCCAUCCAGAUGCCGUCUCCCCGGACCGCUUCGAGACAAUGGCCGAUGCGCUGAACACGACGGACCGCGACAUUCUCUACCAAGUCUGCCAAUGGGGCACAGGAACCGACCUGGGUAUCUGGGCACCAAAGAUUGGAGGCAACAGCUGGAGAAUCAGCAACGACAUCUACAAUGGUUGGCGCAGCAUUUGGCGCAUCGCCAACCAGGUCGUGCCCUUCUACAAGCACACCGGCCCGGGCGCGUUUCCCGACAUGGACAUGUUGCUCAUCGGCCUCAACGCCCUAUCGAUCGAGGAGGAAAAGUUCCACAUGGGCAUGUGGGCCAUCAACAAGUCCCCGCUGACCCUCGGCGCCCCGGCCAUCCCCGGUCUCGUCCCGGACACGGCCCACGCCAUCCUCACCAACCGCGAGGUCAUCGCCCUCAACCAGGACCCCCUCGCCCGGCAGACGGAGCUCGUCCGCCGCUACACCGAGGAGGAGUGGGACGUCUGGGCCGGCGAGCUCUCCGGGUCCCGCCUCGUCGUCGGCCUCGCCAACUGGCGCAACGACUCGCAGAGCGUCAGCGUCGACCUCGCCGCCGUCCUGGGCGUCGCCUCCGCCGCCGCCGCCCGCGACGUGUGGGCCGCGGCCGACCUCGGCCCCGUCUCGGGCACGUACGAGACCACCCUCGCGGGCCACGAGCUGAAGCUGCUCGUGCUCUCGGACAUCGUCGCCGAGCCGAAGCCCGUCCACGCGUCGGCCGGGUACUACACGGCCGCCACCGACGCCGCGCUGUCCGGCUCAGCAGUCAAGGUCGCUUGCGCCGACGGCCAGUGCCUCCCGAGCAAGGCCAAAGUGGGCAACAUCGGAUCCGGAGCCGCGGUCAAGUUCGAGCGUGUCGCCGUUACAUCGGAGGGCGCGAAGCUGCUGGGGGUCGACUUCAUCAACUACGACGUCGCCCUGGACUCGGCGUGGGGGUUCGGCUCCAACACGCGCAACCUGACCAUCUCCGUCAACGGCGGCGCCGCCAAGCGCUGGGCGUUCCCCAUCUCGGGCGGCAACUGGUUCGAGACGGGACGCCUGCUCGUCGAGGUCGACGGCUUCAGGGGCAACGCGUCCAACACGGUGGAGUUCAAGUCGUUCGGGAGCGACUGGGCGCCGGACCUGGUUGGCUUCGAGGUCUUUGAGCGAAGGUAGAGGCAAAAAGUGGUUGUCCCGAACGGAUUGUGAUCUGUAUUUCAAAUCUUGGAAAGAGAGAAGAAUAAAUCUUGGAAACUCUGACAUGCCCCCCCCCCCCCCCCCCCUGCCGUGAUAUGGGGGAGGUCUUUGGAUGAACAACCUGAACUCCCUUCUCUGCCUCAAUGAGGUGAUCUAUCAUACACAAGAGCAUAUAGGCGCCAAGACUCAAGCACAGGGGUAUCCGUUAUGAAAAGCGCCUCCAUCUCCGUACACCAAAUCUAAGCCUGCUGUUUUUAUAUAUGUUUCUUUUUACUUUUCACGCAUAUUUCUC